AUGACACAUUGCAGCAAGCCAUACAGAGAUAGUCCUCUUAAUGAAACCGAUAUCGUCGAUGUCUCUUUUGCCAGCGAAAACCUGACGGUAAUAGAUACAAACGACAAAACUAAGAAGAAGAGAAGAGACCUGAACAUGGAGACUGAUCUCAGUAUAGACGUCAUCGUGCUGCCUUUUGAAAAGACAAAAUCCGGUCGUCCAAUGCCUCCGGCUACGCAUAUUUGCGUCUCACGGACCGCUUCAAUCCUGCUUCUACUGGCCAGCAUAAUCACAACGGCUCUUUUCGUGGUCGUUACGGUCAUCGUCAGCAGACGAUCGCCUUCCUAUCAGAAAGCCAUGGAUGCGUUCCAUUAA
Molecule: messenger RNA, 354 nt
Organism: Ostertagia ostertagi
Lineage: Eukaryota; Metazoa; Nematoda; Chromadorea; Rhabditida; Trichostrongylidae
Source: the annotation of a GenBank genome assembly